This is a messenger RNA of Rosa rugosa (rugosa rose), 2602 nucleotides long. RefSeq names its product TORTIFOLIA1-like protein 3. Gene Ontology annotation, molecular function: microtubule binding. The transcript has 5 exons. Bases 151 to 2025 code for a protein of 624 amino acids. Gene Ontology annotation, cellular component: microtubule. The record is from RefSeq and is a predicted model, not a curated record. Lineage: Eukaryota; Viridiplantae; Streptophyta; Magnoliopsida; Rosales; Rosaceae.
AUAAAGGACAAGACACGACUCGAAAAAAGAGCCCUCCAUAACCACCACCGCCACACCUCCAGCAAUGCAGCUGGAGAUUCCCGAACCUCCGCCGCCGGAACCGUAAACCCGACCCGAUUCCAAACCCGAAGUAACGGCCGCAUAUCCGCAAUGCCUCCGGCGCAGAAUCUGAAGCACCAGGUGUUCACUUGCCUGACGAAGCUCUCCGACCGUGACACGCACUCGCUGGCGGCGACGGAGCUAGUCUCCAUAGCCCGGACUCUGGACCCGACCACCGUGCCGACUUUCCUCUCAUGCAUCCACUCCACCGACGCCUCCGACAAGUCGCCGGUGAGGAAGCAAUGCGUGCACCUAAUCGCCGUCCUCUCCGAAACCCACGGCGACGCGCUGGCGCCGCACCUGUCCAAAAUGCUUAAUAACAUAACCAAGCGCCUCCGCGACCCCGACUCCGCCGUCCGAUCCGCCUGCCAAAACGCCGUCGCUUCGCUCUCCUGCCACGUCACCAAGCCGCCGUUCAGCUCGUUCUCGAAGCCGCUGGCCGAGGCUCUGUUCACGGAGCAGGACGUGCACUCGCAGAUCGGCGCCGCGCUCUGCCUGGCCUCGGCGAUCGACGCCGCCGCCGACCCCGAGCCGGCCAGGCUGGCGAAGCUGUUGCCGAAGUUCGAGAGGUUACUGAAGAGCGACAGCUUUAAGGCCAAGCCGGCGCUGUUGACGCUGAUCGGGAGUGUGAUCGAGUCCGGCGGCGCGUCCGGUCAAGGAGCUCUGAAGAACUUGGUUCCUUGCUUGGUGAACUUCCUCAGCUCCGAUGACUGGGCGGCGAGGAAGGCGGCGGCCGAAGGCUUGGCGAAGCUGGCGGUUGCAGAGAGAGACUCGUUGUCCGAAUUCAAAGCUGGCGCUUUGAGAACUUUCGAGAGUCGGAAAUUUGAUAAGGUGAAGGGUGUUAGGGAGGUUAUGAAUCAGAUGGUGGAAGCUUGGAAGCAGAUUCCUGAUCUUUCCGACGAGGCUUCUCCGCCGCCGGUGGACUCAAAUGCUUCUUCCAGAGGUCCGGAGAAUGCAAGUGAUGGAAGGCAUCCGGCUGGGCCCAGAAUUUGUGGUGCUUCUGGUGUUGAAGCUUCUCAGUUGAAGAAGAAACACAUCUCGGCUAACAGAUCGACUCCACCGGAUAGUUCUUAUGCUACCACUGCUAGGAAGAGAAGCCCUUUCAAAAGUAAUGAGAAGAAGACUUCAUCAAUGUUUCGAAAGCCAGGCCAUAAGAAGGGUUUAGAUAUGGAAGUUGAGAUUGCUGCUACUAAUGCUCCAGGGGCUUUCCGUGAUGGUUAUAUGGAGGGAGAUGAAAAUGUCCCAGAAAGGAUCAAUGAAAAGAGUAGAUUUUCAAAGCCAGAAACAAAACGGGCCUUAUUCCAAAAGACUUCUGAUAACAAAGUGCACAAAUUUGGUGGUUCGAGGGCAGGAUCUCGUGUUGCUCCAUAUCAUGAGGAGAGCUCAGAAUCUACAGUUGUUGUGAGUAGUGCUACACCGGAUAUCCAUAAGAACCACGGAGAGUGUGAGGAUUUGUCCCUGAUCCGCAGUCAACUUAUCCAGAUUGAAAAGCAGCAGUCCAAUUUGUUUGAUCUCCUGCAGAAAUUCAUUGGCAGCUCACAAAAUGGAAUGCAUUCUUUGGAAACACGCGUACAUGGGCUAGAGCUAGCUCUGGAUGAGAUCUCCUAUGAUUUGGCUUUGUCAAGUGGAAGGAUGACUAAUCUCGAGUCGCGUAGCAAAACUUGUUGCAUGCUACCUGGUGGUGACUUUUGGAGCUCCAAGUUCUGGAAGAAAACAGAAGGCAGGUACUCAAUCUCAAGGUUUUCUAAUUCCAGGGCUGCAUCUGCAGCAGCCUUGCGUUACAGAGCUGACAAGAAUGGCAGUGCUGAAACAUCUAUGCUGGAGAACCGAAGGUUUCGGUUCCAGGACAGGAGUGGGUUCAUUGUAAACCCUUUGGCAGAGAUUCGGACCGACUCAAGAGGUAUAUCAGAGGUGGCACGUCGCUAGCCCGUUUAAUCAGCAGAUCUGUAGCAUAAUAUCCGCCAGAAAGUUUUGAGUUUGUUCGCAGUCUUGUGCUGUUGAGCAACCAACAUGAAACAAGGCCAUAUGAAGGCAAUCUGUUUGUGGUAUGUGCUUAGAGCAAACGUCCAUUACAAGUAUUACUACAGAAGUAUUCUACUUCAUACGACUUGCAGAAUAUACCAAAGAUGUGAAACUUUAUCAAGUGCAGCUUCCAUAUUUCAAUUUGUUCUUGGUAGUAAGAUUCAAAGAAAUCAGAUUUAUCACCGAAAUACAAAUGCGACGAUCUUGGCAUAGAGGGUGUAACGUGUAUAGAGGUAGUAGGGCUUUCAUUCUCAUUAGUUGGGGAUUGUUUUGUAUCUGGAUUCUUCAUUAUUGUUAUCUUUGGCUCUGAAAAAACUAUUAGGAUCUGAUGAAGUGAUGAUGGUGAUGGAUGGUGACGAAUUCUAUAGUUGUCAAAUAGUCGUCGCUUUGGCAUGAAGCAAUUAGUCAAUUAUUUGUAAUUAAAGCUGUGGUCUUAAUAGUCUGCUUUGCCGACAAGGUGAUUCAUAUGAUUUGCCGACAA